AAAUGUCAUUCUCUAACUUUGUAAAUGUCACACUGACUGCUGCGUAUACUGGGUAGGCUAACAAACUAGCUGACUGAAUGAAUUAUGAACGUAAAAUCCCACAUGGUCCUGCCCCAGCCUUCAAUAGCAACAUCUCAUUUACCUCCUCUCACCUGGUUUCCUGCCAGUUUUCCCCACAUCCUCUCUGCAGAGCUGAUUAGAGACUCCUUCCUGUAACAGAGGACGAGACAAGGUCGACACGUUCUCCGCCUGCCAGGAGAGCUCUUAGAUUUAGUCGCUCCAGCCAAGACAGAGGCAGACACAGAGGUAGAGGCUACAGCUCGAUGAAGAAUGAUGGCCUAAUCCUACAGGGGGAAAGAAACAGCAAGACCACACCAGAAAAAAAUGGUGAAGAUUGGGAUCAACGGAUUUGGACGAAUCGGUCGUCUGGUGACCCGAGCUGCAGCCAUGGGUGGGAAGGUUGAGGUUGUUGCCAUCAAUGACCCUUUUAUUGACCUCGACUACAUGGUCUACAUGUUCAAGUACGACUCCACUCAUGGUGUCUGGAAGCAUGGAGAGGUGAAGGCAGAGGGUGGCAAGCUGCUUAUUGGCAAGAUGCAGAUCAUGGUCUUCCAUGAGAAGGACCCUGCCAACAUCAAAUGGGGUAGCGCUGCCGUAGACUAUGUUGUGGAGUCCACCGGUGUUUUCACCACCAUUGACAAAGCUUCUAUUCACUUGAAAGGCGGUGCAAAGAGGGUAGUGAUCUCGGCUCCAAGCGCUGAUGCUCCCAUGUUUGUCAUGGGCGUCAACCAGGACAAGUACGACAAGUCCAUGAAGGUCGUCAGCAACGCUUCCUGCACAACCAACUGCCUGGCUCCCCUUGCCAAGGUCAUCAAUGACAACUAUGGGAUCAUUGAAGGUCUCAUGAGCACAGUCCAUGCUACCACUGCCACACAGAAGACUGUUGAUGGGCCUUCAGGUAAAAUGUGGAGAGAUGGGCGAGGUGCCGCACAGAACAUCAUCCCCGCCUCGACUGGAGCUGCCAAAGCAGUCGGCAAAGUGAUCCCUGAGCUGAACGGAAAGCUGACUGGUAUGGCUUUCCGUGUCCCCACCCCUAAUGUAUCUGUUGUUGACCUGACGGUCCGUCUGGAGAAGCCAGCAAAGUAUGAUGACAUCAAAAAGGUUGUUAAGGCUGCAGCAGAUGGGCCAUUAAAGGGAAUUCUGGGAUACACAGAAGACCAGGUUGUGUCUACAGACUUCAACGGUGACUCUCGCUCCUCAAUCUUUGAUGCUGGAGCUGGCAUCGCAUUGAACGAUCACUUUGUGAAACUGGUUUCAUGGUAUGACAACGAGUUUGGCUACAGCAACCGUGUGUGUGACCUGAUCCAGCACAUGUUCUCCAAGGAGUAAAGCUGAUGCCUGUACCCUAUGGAAACUGUUUGGGACCUUUGCCCUUGGUUCAACCUACCUUCCUGAUAAACACUGUACUAUAAUCACCUGUUUGGUAUAGCAACCUUAUAUUUCUGUGAUUUUUUUCACCUGACUUAAUAAAGUCCUUUCAAUUAGA
Messenger RNA from Gambusia affinis (western mosquitofish), 1546 nucleotides. RefSeq names its product glyceraldehyde-3-phosphate dehydrogenase-like. The record is from RefSeq and is a predicted model, not a curated record. Gene Ontology annotation, molecular function: NADP binding; oxidoreductase activity, acting on the aldehyde or oxo group of donors, NAD or NADP as acceptor; NAD binding. Lineage: Eukaryota; Metazoa; Chordata; Actinopteri; Cyprinodontiformes; Poeciliidae. Gene Ontology annotation, biological process: glucose metabolic process. Bases 385 to 1389 code for a protein of 334 amino acids. The transcript is spliced from 12 exons.